This is a messenger RNA of Ostrea edulis (European flat oyster), 1677 nucleotides long. RefSeq names its product peroxisomal membrane protein PMP34-like. The transcript has 9 exons. Bases 46 to 1002 code for a protein of 318 amino acids. Gene Ontology annotation, molecular function: FAD transmembrane transporter activity; ADP transmembrane transporter activity; ATP transmembrane transporter activity. Gene Ontology annotation, cellular component: peroxisomal membrane. The record is from RefSeq and is a predicted model, not a curated record. NCBI's taxonomy places the organism in Eukaryota, Metazoa, Mollusca, Bivalvia, Ostreida, Ostreidae.
CAAGGGGUAGAUAACUCUAAUGUUUACACACAUGGAGUUUCCAGGAUGAUAUCAAAACUAGCAGCUGUUAAUACGAAUGCCAUGUCGUCCAAACUGAACAAUCUUUUGACUUAUUCCAACUUUGUGCAUGCUGUGUCGGGAGCCGCAGGCAGUGUGAUUGCAAUGAGUGUAUUUUACCCUUUGGAAACUGUUAGAACAAGAUUACAAGUACAUGUUGGUCGACAACCCAAACACACACCAAUGGAAGCCAUGGAUAUUGUUAAAGAUGAAGGCAUAUCCUCACUGUAUCAGGGCCUGUUUCCUGUGCUGGUCACACUCUGCUGUUCAAACUUUGUGUACUUUUACACUUACAAUGGUCUUAAAACAUCUCUACUGGAGGAAGGAAGCAAGCCCGGGCCAGUGAAGGACCUCCUAAUGGCGUUUGUAUCAGGUGUCAUCAAUGUUCUGGUCACAAAUCCGCUCUGGGUUGUCAAUACAAGGAUCAAACUCCAGGGACUCAAAUGUGGUACUGCCAACUUUAAAUCUACACCCACUUCUGGCUACAAGGGAAUUAUGGAUGGUCUCUGGAAGAUCAUAUCACAAGAGGGUGUGUCUUCCCUGUGGAAUGGAACCUCAGCAUCCGUCAUGUUAGCAUCUAAUCCCUCCAUACAGUUCAUGGUUUAUGAGACGGUGAAAAGAUACUUUCAGCAAUUUUUCAAAUCAAAAGAACUCAGUGGAUUUUUAUACUUCAUCAUUGGAGCAAUAUCAAAAAUGGUUGCCACUGUAGCUACAUACCCCUUGCAAAUUCUACAGUCUCGCUUUAGAGCUGGAUCCAAAAAGUCUGAUGAUUCCAAGAAAAUCACUCAAAGUUUGUUGAAUAUAAUCAGGAGUGAAGGCUUCUUGGGAUUGUAUAGAGGUAUGGAGGCUAAGCUUGUACAAACCGUACUGACAGCAGCCCUGAUGUUUCUCUGUUACGAGAAAAUAGCUGCCUUCAUCUUCAGAAUCAUGGGACUUCAGAUGUGAUCAUUGUGCCACAGUUAAAUGGAUACCGGUUUAUGAUGUUGUUUUAGAGAUAUUUAGUUGCCAUGCGUUGAUACAUAUUUUAUUUUUCUACUGAUGUGCUAUUCAUUUUGUUGAAAAUGAUGAAGACCUUUGUGUACUAUCUCCUGUAAACAUUGUUUAGUUUUCAUUAUGUCAUCAGCGUAGCUAUAUAGAUAUUGUCGUAUUAGCGCUUUCCUCUGGAAUUGCGGGUUCAAUUCCUACUAUAGCUACGGUAAAUUACUUUUGACUUGACACUGAUGGAGAGGAGACAUUAUCAGUUAUUCUUCCUUGUACAGAGGUCUCCCUUGUACAGAGAUUCUUCCUUGUAGGAGUGGUUCCAUUCCCACUGUGGGACAUGGAGACCGAUCCUACCAAUGAAACUAUAUAACAGACGUGCCUUGUCUUAACAGGUGUGUAAUGUAGCAAAGUUUCGAAUUCAGUAACAUUUGGUGCCAGAAACAAACAACAAAUCUUGGUCGUGGAAAGAUUUUGUUAAAGUUAGUUGAAUUUAUGAUGUAGGAACUAAAUUGAUAAAUUAACGGGGCCAAGGAAGAGCCCUGUAGUAGCCAAUUUGUCUGUUGAAAUAACUUACAUACUCUGAAUUCAGUAUGUAUGCAAUUGAUGGUCAGAGAAAGACACCAAUAAAUUUUACCUUUC